This is a messenger RNA of Solenopsis invicta (red fire ant), 1934 nucleotides long. RefSeq lists its product as uncharacterized. NCBI's taxonomy places the organism in Eukaryota, Metazoa, Arthropoda, Insecta, Hymenoptera, Formicidae. The record is from RefSeq and is a predicted model, not a curated record. The transcript has 4 exons. The coding region runs from base 1126 to 1596 and encodes 156 amino acids.
AGUUAUCAUUUAAUUUUAAGUUUGAGAUUUAAAAAAAUCAUUCCUCUAUUCUUCUCAUAUAUUCUAUUUUGUUACUGACCUGAGUCUAACCGAGAGAAAUAGAAACAUAUGAGGUCACUUAUAUGCUUAGAUCCUUCUUGAGAAACAUAUGAGGUCACUUAUGUGUUUAUGUCCUCCCAACAUCUUGGAGACAUCAAGUAAUUUAGCACAUUGCAGGUAAAAGUUCAGAAAUAAAUGAACGAGGAAUCACAAAUCACCAUAUUUUUUUUUACACUAUUAUUCAUCGUAAUUCCUAACUGCACCCACUAUUCGCGUGUCGCGUGACCCAAGGUGGGACCAUACGAGGAGCGUUCAGAAUGAUAUAAAGACCAAGUUGAGCCCGACCUCGCAACAUGUUCUCACACGGUUUGUGGACGACGACGACGACGAAGUCUUAUGUUAAUACUUGUCAUCUGUUGGCGACGACAGAGAUGCUCGACUAAAAUCCAUCGAUCAUAAUGUUGUAAGAUAACAUUGUUCUAGUCCCUUUUCCUUUGUAAUUUGUUUAUGAAAUUAGUGAGACACAAAUCACUCUCCUUUUCGUUUAUAUUGCACCACUGCGUAUGCGCUCUAGUGCUUCUUUUCGCUCUAGUGCUUCGUUUUUUCUGCCUUCAUUCCUUACGACAAAUUAAUGUUAGCCUGCACGUUUAACUUAUACUGCUGUGCGUUCGAGAAAAGUUAGAGUUUAUUAGUAAUAAAUUUUCAUCAGAAAAUGAAUUCAAUUAUGUUAAUCUCAUUUGAUAAUCACAUGACACUUAAAUCUUCGUCAAGGAUGAAAUCGAGGUCUACACGACUACGAGCCAUAGAUCGUCUUGGCAACCGAACGUCAAAACACUGUAUAUCGGAACAUAGUCAACGUCGACGAGAAGCUGUGAUCGGGAGAGUUCGGCCAGUCACACGGUAUCCGAUAGAUCAUUCUCUCCGGCGAUAAUCCCGACGAUUGAACGAUCGACGAUUAGAGAACGUCGGGUCCGCGACUGAGAUGGUCGCCGGCGCGGGAUUCGCUCGGUACCAUCCAGAAUGUAGAAGCUGACGUUUACGAGAGAGCGAUUCCACCGGGAACGAACGCCUCCGGGUCGCCGAAGCAUGAACGUAGGGAAUCCCCGGAUCGUUUGCCUUGUGCUCACCGUCCUCGCCUUCUUCCAAAGAGGGUGGGCCAUCGACUGUUUCAAGUGUGUCUCGAUCGAUGGCAGCAACAAACCCUGUGAUGACCCAUUUCAUAACAAUGGCAGCCGCGCUUUCUUGGAGUCGCCCUGCUUGGGGGGUCGGAAAGGCCGAGACGGCCUCUUCCCAGCAACCGCUUGUCUCAAAAUUGCUGGCGUAUACGGUGAAUCUGGUCAAACCUUGAUGGUGAGGGGCUGUGCAUUGGACAGCGGAACCCUAACAACGGAUUCCGAGAUAAUCAGAAUGUCUCAUUGCGGUGGUUUCUACUUUGAUGACAAGUACGUGCGCGGGUGUGUGCAAUCAUGCAGCGAUGCGGACGCGUGCAACGCGUCAUCGAAGAAUCUUGCACCACUGAUCGCCCUCGUGUUACCAAUUCUCGCGGGACUCGCGUGAUCCAUUCAUCGCUUCGCAAUGAAAGUGCGAUUGGACGUCGUUUUGAGAACGGGACAAUCGAGAUGCAACGGCGACAAUGAAAGAGAUUACAAUAGCGAGCGUUGUGUAGUGGAUAUUAACCAUGAUUUUUAUUAUUAAACCUUUGUUAUUAAAUCAUAUGAUGCAUCAACCAUAUAGUGAAUAUACUGCCAGAUUAUUAAUAAUAAUUAAGUGUAAUAGUUUCUUUACCGUCAAGCAGCAUCCACGCGCCAUUUACUGUAGCUAUCACUGGCUAUAUAUAUGUACGCUGAUUUUAAUUAUAGCUUCAUAUCAAUAAAGCAUAGCCUGAAAUUGUUAAA